Molecule: messenger RNA, 1170 nt
Organism: Solanum pennellii
Lineage: Eukaryota; Viridiplantae; Streptophyta; Magnoliopsida; Solanales; Solanaceae
Product: acylphosphatase
Exons: 3
Coding region: 75-683 (202 amino acids)
Molecular function (GO): acylphosphatase activity
Source: RefSeq, a predicted model, not a curated record
CGUCAUGUGUCUCUAUUUAAUUUUCGAUUACGAGAUCUUCCCACCAUGUCAAUGGUGAAUCGAAUACGAAUCUAAUGGCAUUGUUGGCAGCUUCAACAUCUGUAUCUUUUUCUACUGAAAGAAUCACUUGUCGUUUCACAAAUUCAUUCUUCAAAUCCCAUUUUAUUACGAAGCUUAACAAGAACAAUCUAGACUCACCAUUGCAGCAAUGGCAAACAAGAUCAAGAAUCUCGUAUAUUAUGCAUAACCAUAGUGUUAUUGAUUCAUAUAAAGGUGUAAAACGAGUUUCAUUUCAGCUUCCUCUGUUACGAUUACCUCUUCGUGUUGCUCGUAGUUCAUCUCUUCCGUUUCUGCACAAAUUCAUUUCAUCUCCUAUGUCUUCCUUAAAUUCCGACGCUAACCCUGAUGUUAAAACGGUUAGAACUGUGAUAAAAGGGAGAGUGCAAGGGGUGUUUUACAGGGACUGGACUGUGGAGAAUGCUAAGGAAUUGGGAUUGAAAGGUUGGGUUCGAAAUCGGAGGGAUGGAUCGGUGGAAGCUUUGUUUUCUGGAAGCCCGGAAAAAGUUCAGGAAAUGGAGCAGAGGUGUCGGAGGGGUCCAUCAUCUGCUAUUGUCACUGGACUAGAUGUCGUCCCCUGUGAUGAUGACCCUGGAGCUGGGUUCGAACGCAAACAAACUGCUUGAUCAUAGGCUAGCCUUUUGGCUGCAGUUUGCCAAGCAAAUCAAAGACGAUGAGUUGACUGGAAGCUUUACUCCAUCACAGUUAAAACAUUCAGUAAGAUUUACUUUUAUGUAGUUUCAGUAUCCCCACAUCGGUUGUGAUCGAUGAGAAAUGUGGACGUAAGCUUGUUUAAAGAGCUGAGUUACGCCCAAGGUUCAUUUUCUUAUCACGUGACAGAUGGUAGUUGAGGAAAGUAUGGUGCAAUAAGUUGAGGCCCUCGAUAUUUUAUCGAUACACAGUCCUAAAUAUACAUAUAUUUCGUAUUUGUUGAUUAUUUUUAAUUUAAACGGUUGAGUGAACAACUCUGUUAGUUCUUAAGAGAAAAAGAUAUGGAACCAAUUAUUGUCCAAACUACACGAAAAAAGGCAAACAAUGACUUGACCUUUUGAAUACUUUUUCUGUACAACAUUUUAGACUAUGAGUUGAAGAUUUGAUCUUUCAUGGAUUUGA